Racocetra persica is the source of this 188-nucleotide messenger RNA. Lineage: Eukaryota; Fungi; Glomeromycota; Glomeromycetes; Diversisporales; Gigasporaceae. The record is from the annotation of a GenBank genome assembly.
UCCUCAAGAUUUAAUAUCGAAGAUUGUUAAAGAAAAUUUGAGAGAGAAGGAUGUACGCGAAACUCAUAGAGAUUAUCAUAAACUUUAUAAAAAUUGUUGGGAAACUUCUCCGUAUAAAAGACCAAAUCUUGAAGAUGUUUUAGCUAUCCUAGUGAAAAUAUGCAAUGAAAUCAGACAAUCGCCUACAG